CUGUUUCCGAGAUAUGUUUCUCUCUCUAGUGUUUUGUAAAUUUCGAGCUUCAAUUUUUGUUUUUUGUACCGAGUUCUUUGGAUUCCAUCUUUGUGUGAAAAUUUGCAAGCACCUAGAAAAGUCUUUCCCCUUUUAUGCAUAAAAAAAUUCGGAGUUUUCAAAUUUAUUUAAUAUUUCAUUUGAAUGUAGUGUCCAUUUUUUUGAGCGGUUUUGAAUGUACUGUUCGUAGGAGAAGAGAUGAGCUCGGGGAUCAGAGUUGGAUUUCCGGUUACUUUCUCCCUCGUUUUUUUGGCCACCAUGCAACGAACCUAACCUUUGGAUGGCCCCAGAUUUUGGACUUCUUUCACACGACCGCCGCUCCUCAUCACAGGUCAAAAACAAGCCGCCAAGUGCAUCCACCCCGAAGGAUCGUCGAGGUCGGGCCAUGGCCACGAGACUAUCCACGCCAUGACUUUGACCACCUACGUUGGAUGAAGCACACGUUCUGCUUCCCGGCCGUAUAAAUGUGCUGGCUCGUCCUCAUCAUCUCUCCGCAGCGCCAACGCCAGAAACCACCGCGCUCGCCGCAGCUCCAGGCCUCCAACGUCGAGGCGAUCGACCGGUCUGACGACCUGUUCUUAAACUUCUUAUUCAUCGCCAUGGCAUGGAGGAAGAAGAACGGCGGCGAGUCGUUGUCCCCCGGCGCCUCGCCGUGCCGCGACGACGAGCGGGAGAAGGUCCCGAGAGGGCACGUCCCGAUGGUCACCGGCUGCGGCGCGCGCGUGGUGGUGCCGGUGAGGCUGCUCCGGGAGCCAUGCAUCGCGGAGCUGCUUGACAUGGCGGCGCAGCAGUACGGGUACGGCCAGCCGGGCGUGCUGCGUAUCCCGUGCGACGCCGGACAUUUCCGCCGGGUCGUCGACGGUGCGCUGCACAGAGCCGACUAGGCGCCCGGCGUCAGUAGAGCAUGUGUGAAACUGUGAAUACAUAUGCAGCAGCGCCAGUGUAGAGUAUAGUUGGAUAUACGAAGUUGGUUCUUUGAUUGAUCAGUUCUUUUGUACAUGAAUGCACGAGGAACGUGAAAGACAAAUUUGUGUCAAAUUUGAAGUGCUGACUCCACCUGCACAAGAACUACUCUUAUAUAGUUA
Molecule: messenger RNA, 1124 nt
Organism: Aegilops tauschii subsp. strangulata
Lineage: Eukaryota; Viridiplantae; Streptophyta; Magnoliopsida; Poales; Poaceae
Product: auxin-responsive protein SAUR41-like
Biological process (GO): response to auxin
Source: RefSeq, a predicted model, not a curated record